AUGAGUCCCUCGCAGACCUUCAGCUCCGGCGGCGACGCCGACUCGUUCACGGAGAAGGGCGACCUCGACGGCGCCUCCGAAGCCGCCGACGUCGAGAAAGGUGCUCGACCGCGUCGCACCUUCGCGACCUUGAACUCUAUGCCCACGCUCCCCGUGGCUCGUUCAACCCAUUUCGGCGCCCACCCCUUGUCGCGACAAAACCAUCGCACCCUCUCCCGCACCAACUCGAUCUCACUCACCAGCGGGCCCGUACGUGCGAAUCCUCAUCACAAGUUGCCCGUCGUCUACCGCACGCUUAGCAUUCAAGUCACCGAAACACGGCAAGGGCACGAGACGUACAAGAAAAAGGCGAUUCAAGAUCUUGCGUCGCUCGAAUGGCACACCCUGCCCACCGAAGAAGUCUGCACACGCUUGGGCGUUUCCCCCGUCGUCGGCCUCGACACCCAGGUCGCUCAACGCAGGCUCGCCAAGAACGGCAAGAACGUCAUCUCGCCCCCUCCUCGUAACUUACCCAAGAAGGUGUGUAAACCAUAAGUUCGGAAAUCAGUACGUAGUACCUAGUGGAUGAUCGCUGAUCUCCCAUACUGUUCUUCUGGCCCCGUGCUCCCCCUUUUGGAAAAUCCCUCAAACCUCGCUCGCGCCACCUGUGCAAUGACUCCAGAUCUUCUUCUACAUCUUUGGUGGAUUCGGAUCACUUCUCGUGGGUGGUACAAUCAUCUGUUUCCUUUCAUGGUGCGUCUCCAAUGUGCUGCUCCUCAAUUGUUACCUCGAGACUGAUGCAGUGGCGCACACGUACACAUUAGGAAACCGCUCGGCAACCCCGAUCCGCAGACCUCGAACCUGGUCCUGGCCGUCGUCCUCGUCAUUGUGAUUGCGUUGCAAGCAUUCUUCAACGCGUGGCAGGACUACUCCACCGGCCGUACGAUGGCUUCUAUUUCCGGCAUGCUUCCAUCUGACGUGCUUGUGUGCCGAGAUGGCAACACGUUCACGAUCCCGGCCUCCGAUCUCGUGACUGGCGACGUCGUCAAAGUAACCCUCGGCUCCAAGGUGCCGGCUGAUCUUCGUUUGAUCGAGUGUUCGGCCGACUUGCGCUUCGAUCGUUCGAUCCUUACCGGCGAAUCGAACCCCAUCUCGGGUACGACUGUGACCACCGAUGCCAAUUUGUGAGUACCAAUCUUUCGACUGCGUCUGCAUCCCUGAUCUUCGAUCCCAGGUUGCUGACCCGAUGUUGGCCUCUUUUUGUGUCACUGUGUGCCAACAGCAUGGAGUCGCGCAACAUUGCUCUCCAAGGAACUCUGUGCCUUUCCGGAAGUGGUAUCGGCGUUUGCGUCGGUCUCGGAGACAGCACCGUCUUCGGUCGGAUCGCAAAGGACGCAACGGGCGAACGACCCGUCAAGACCUCGCUCGAAGUCGAGAUCAGCCGCUUCGUCCUCAUCAUCGGUUCUCUGGCGUUCAGUGUCGCGUUGCUCAUCGUCAUCUUCUGGGCCGCCUUCUUGCGCCGCAAACACCCCGCCUUCAUCAACGUUCCUACCCUCCUCAUCGACUGCGUGUCCGUCGCGAUCGCCUUCAUCCCCGAAGGCCUGCCCGUAUGCGUCACGCUCAGUUUGACCGUUAUCGCCGGCUCGAUGAAGAAAAAGAACAUCAUGUGCAAGACCUUGGCUACCGUCGAGUCACUCGGUUGCGUAUCCGUCAUCUGCUCCGACAAGACGGGUACGCUCACCCAGAACCGCAUGACCGUCGUCGACAUCGUCGUUGGGGACAAGAUCGUCUCGACCAAGGAUGCGCAAGCACUGGCCGCCGGCGGAGGUGAACUCAAUAUCAGUCGUCGAGCGGUUAUGACCUUGUCAUCCAUCGCUGGUCUGUGCAACGACGCCGCAUUUGGCUCCGCCGAUACCAACCUGCCAGCCCACGAACGCAAAGUCAAUGGUGACGCCACCGACACGGGACUCUUCCGAUUCGCCGAAGACUUGUCCCGCGUAGCUGAGCUCCGAGCCCUCUGGAAGGUAGUCGGCAAGCUCGCUUUCAACAGCAAAAAUAAGUUUGCGAUCAAGGUCUUCGCACCCUUCGACGCCGAGAAACACGAUGCUACGCUGCCCCCUCUGCUCGAGUCAGACGACUACCACCCCGAGGACUGCUUGAUGCUCGUCAAAGGCGCUCCGGACGUCCUCAUCAAGCGUUGCUCGACCUACAUGGACAUAGAAGGUCAGAUCCUCGCUCUCGACGACGCGGCCAUCACUUCCAUCUCGAGUCGUCAGAUCGAAUUGGCGGAACAGGGCAAACGGGUCUUGCUCCUCGCGCGCAAGGUCCUCCGCAGGGAUCAGGCCAAUGCGACCAACCUCGACGAUGAGGAUGCGCUGCUCGAACUCAACACGGAUCUGACGAUUGUGGGCUUGGCUGCGCUCGUCGACCCUCUGCGAGACGAUACUGCCGAGACGGUUCGAGUUUGCCGCGGCGCUGGAAUUCGUUUCAUGAUGGUAAGUAUUUCGGUCGUCAGGGUUUUUCAUUACUUGCUGGCUGACUCAAUGUAACUGUUCUUCCAGGUCACGGGUGACAUGUCCGUAACGGCCGUCUCGAUCGCACGAUCCGCUGGCAUCAUCACGACGUCCAAGGUCCAUGGGCUCGCCGACUUGCCUCGCGAUCUGCCUGAGGAUUCGAUCGCCCCCUACGACGCCAACAAAGCCCUCGACGCACCUCUUCGCUCGAUUGCGCUCAGUGGUCCCGAGCUCAUCACCAUGACCGCCUCUCAAUGGUCUCAGGUUAUGUCCUUCGACGAGGUCGUCUUUGCUCGCACGUCACCCCAACAAAAACUUCAGAUCGUCAAGUCGUACCAGGCCACGGGUUGCACCGUCGCCGUUACGGGUGACGGGUGCAACGAUGCGCCUGCCUUGAAGCAAGCCGACGUGGGUGUGGCCGUCGCUGGUGGUUCCGAGGUCGCCAUGGAAGCUGCGGACUUGAUCUUGCUCGACAACUUUAGCGCCAUCGUCGUCGGUAUCGAAUCGGGUCGACUCUGCUUCGAGAACUUGCGAAAAUCGAUUCUCUACCUCUUGCCUGCCGGAUCGUUCUCCGAGUUGAUGCCGGUCCUGGUCAACGUCUUCUUCGGCCUUCCCCAAGUGCUCUCCAACAUUCAGAUGAUCUUGAUUUGUGCCGUCACCGAGUGAGUUGAAAGUGCAUCCUCCGAAACCGCAUGUAUCGUAUGUUGACUCGCCCGAUCUCCGCAGUGUCCUUCCCGCCCUUUCUCUAUGUUUCGAGAAGCCCGAAGCCGACUUGCUCCUUCGCAAGCCUCGCGACCGUAAGAAAGAACGACUCGCUGAUGCGAAGCUCCUCGGUCACGCCUACUUUUUCCUUGGCGUCCCCGAGACGUUGACGGCUAUGACGGGUGCCUUUUACUUCGGCUUCCACCGCCACGGCGUCCCCUUCUCGUCGUUGUGGCUCAACUACUCAUCCGUCGUUGACGCGGGCCUCCUCAGCAAGGCGCAGUCGAUCUACUUUUUCAACUUGGUCCUGAUGCAGUGGUUCAACCUGCUUUCGACGCGCACGCGUCGCUUGUCCCUCGUCUCUCAAAACCCAUUGGGUUCGCCCCGAACCCGCAACUACCGCCUGUUCCCCGCCAUGGUCGCUGCGCUCCUAUUCGCGAUCGCGUUCUCCUACAUCCCUUGGUUCCAAAACAUCUUUGGCACCACGACCGUCGGUAUCGAGUUUUACGGCUUGCCUCUCGCUUAUGGAGCGGCGCUGCUCAUGUUCGAUGAGGUACGAAAAGCGAUCAACAGGAGGUACCCGGACGGCCGCUUGGCCAAGAUGGCAUGGUGA
Messenger RNA from Microbotryum saponariae, 3807 nucleotides. Lineage: Eukaryota; Fungi; Basidiomycota; Microbotryomycetes; Microbotryales; Microbotryaceae. The record is from the annotation of a GenBank genome assembly.